AUGGCUCCAGACGGAAAUAGAAGAGCGAGACAUUUUAUGAUCCAGCGAGCGAGUAGCGAUGAGAAAGUCAUCCCUUCUGCUCCUUUCAUUCCACCGCCUUACACGGAUCACCUGAGAGCAAACUACGAGCGUCGAUCUUCAAUCGUCAAUCAAGAAAUUAUCUCCGACGGCACUGUUCCUCCUGCAUAUCGACCUCGAGAGCGUCCCAGUGGACGCCGUCGGAGUUUGUCAGCCGAGGAUCCCGCUAGCUUUUGGCAGCGAGUGUACAAGACUGAAUCCAUUGACUCUGAAGAAGCGAAGAAGCUCUUUGUCAAGUUUGCGAAGAAAAAGCUAUUCUACGGAACAAAGCCGGCUAAGACGGGAAUAACGGACCAAAUUCAGCCUUCUGUGGCGCUCACUGUUGAGCUGUUUACUCUCGUAGAACGUCGCCAAAAACGAGUCGUCCAUGAAGCCAUCGAAUCCGAUCUCGAAGCCAAGCAAAUUGAAGACAACGACGAAUUACCCCCAGCUUCCAUGUGGGAUGUCCAUGUUGAUGUUCCGAAAUUCUACCCGGACUUUGAAAUAACGCGACGGAUUGUGAACCCUGGCACUGAGAAAAUAGUUGGAUGUGAUGAAUGCGAGGACUGCUGGAAUUGCAACGCCGAGGGAAUCGUCUCCGGAACUCGCCAAGAAGCUCGACACAUAAUGGGCAACAAUGGAAUGGGAAGCAUUCAAGUCCAAGCGAAUAUUUGCUGCAUGAUCUGCGGCGGCCGCGGCACCGAAACAUGCACAAUGUGCGGCGGCGACGGUCAUGUGCGCUGCGACAAGUGUGAUCAACGAGGCAAAGUCAAGCAAUUUGAAGAAAUUGUUAUCGAUUGGUUGACGAUAAAGGACUACGAAAUGAUAGGAGACGCGCCCGUUCCCGUAAAGUGGGUUUAUUCCCGAAAAAGUAAAAAGGUUCUUGAUCUUGAUUUCAACUCUUCGAAUGAGCUUUGCAACCCGAGCAACUUUCCCGACGAUGUUAAUUUCGUGAUGAAGGGUUUAUCGAAGAAAAUUAAGAGUAAAGCGAAAGCAGAUAAGCUCAAAAUACAUCGCCAGAAAUUCGAAGUGCGGAAGACCCCUCUUCAUACAGUACAUUACAUGUACAAGAAGAAGCCGAAUAGCUACGUCAUAUCCGGGUAUGACAAGAAAGUCUUUACAUCGUACUAUCCAGGCGACCGGCUCAAAUGCUCAAUAAUGUAG
Molecule: messenger RNA, 1221 nt
Organism: Oikopleura dioica
Lineage: Eukaryota; Metazoa; Chordata; Appendicularia; Copelata; Oikopleuridae
Source: the annotation of a GenBank genome assembly